Molecule: messenger RNA, 699 nt
Organism: Pseudoliparis swirei
Lineage: Eukaryota; Metazoa; Chordata; Actinopteri; Perciformes; Liparidae
Gene: hes3
Product: hairy-related 3
Exons: 4
Coding region: 1-699 (232 amino acids)
Biological process (GO): regulation of neurogenesis; regulation of transcription by RNA polymerase II; anterior/posterior pattern specification
Cellular component (GO): nucleus
Molecular function (GO): DNA-binding transcription factor activity, RNA polymerase II-specific; RNA polymerase II cis-regulatory region sequence-specific DNA binding; protein dimerization activity
Source: RefSeq, a predicted model, not a curated record
AUGGUGGCGACGACAGACUGUGUAGAAAAGUCCAAACCCAUCGCUGGAAACAAGGUAUCCAAACCACUCAUGGAAAAGAAACGAAGAGCUCGCAUAAACAAAUGCUUGGACCAGUUAAAAUCUCUCCUGGAGAGCUACUACAGCACUAGUAUUCGAAAGCGCAAACUGGAAAAGGCCGACAUCCUGGAGCUUACUGUGAAACAUCUAAGGAACCUCCAAAAGAUCCACAGCUGCACAGCCGCUGCUUCAGAGUUCUCUGACUAUCAAAGUGGGUUCAGAUGCUGCCUGGCAAACGUCAACCAGUAUCUGCUGAUGGCAGACAACUUAAACGGGAGCGACCGCUGGAUGUUAUCGCAGCUCUCCAGUAAACUCUGCCGCUCCCGUGGACGAGAGGAAGCCUUCAGCACCAUGGACAGCGCUCCGGACCGAGCGGACGCGCAGGAGGAAGUGCGCAGGAUUCUUCCACCCGCAGCUGGACCAGAGCAAAGAAAAACGGCUAAAUCUAAAACUUUGAAAGAGCAGAGCGCCAGCACGUCUUCCCUUUUACCGAAUGGAGACGCUGGAGCCAAACAGGCGGUUCCUGCCGCGGCUCCCAAACUAAAUACUCCCGAACAAAGUUCCAUGAACAAGAAGAUUCACGCCGCCAGUCACAGGAAUGAAGUUGCAAACACUCAGCACAAUGUGUGGCGGCCUUGGUGA